Sorghum bicolor (sorghum) is the source of this 1390-nucleotide messenger RNA. RefSeq lists its product as uncharacterized. NCBI's taxonomy places the organism in Eukaryota, Viridiplantae, Streptophyta, Magnoliopsida, Poales, Poaceae. The record is from RefSeq and is a predicted model, not a curated record. The coding region runs from base 236 to 880 and encodes 214 amino acids. The transcript has 2 exons.
GGACAAAAUGCGUUGACUUGACUUGGAGCAUGGAGCACUGUGGGAGAGGCGGAGCCUCUUGAAUUUCUCUUCAGUCUUCACUCCCUCUCAUAUAAUCUCAUCCACCAUUGUUCCAAAUUUCCCACACCAAGCUCAUCAUCAGCUUCCAUCAAUCAAUUCUUCCAUCUGCCGAUCAACAUCUGUCUAAUAAUCCCUCGCUUCGCUUGUUAGCCCGUGUGUGCUGCGUCCCGUUCCCAUGUCUCAUCAGCCUCGUGUGCACCCGAACGCGGCGCCGGCGGCGGGUAACCUGGAGAUGGGCGACCACGCCCACGGCGGCGUGUACCCGCCGCUUCCAGUUCACAGCCAGUCCGUGAACCAGCAGCAGCUCGGCGUCGGCCUCGGCGGCUGCGGCGGCGGCCCCAACACUUGGGUGGGCAACGACGCCAACACGCUGCUGGUGGUGGCCACGCUGAUCACGACGCUCACCUACCAGCUCGGCACCAGCAUCCCCGGCGGCUACUGGCAGCAGGACACGACGGCGGCGUCGAGGGACGGCAAGCGGCAGGUGACGUACCUCGCCGGCGACCCCAUCAUGCGCGACCUGCACCGGCCAAGGUACUGGGUGUUCAUGGGCGCGAGCUGGGUGGGGUUCGCGAGCUCCAUGGUGAUGACGCUGAGCCUGCUGGUGCGGAUGCCCGUGGAUUCGCGCCACGUGCGGUGGUCCUUCGUGGUGGCCUACUCCAGCCUGGUGCUCACCUUCGUGGUGUCGCAGCCCAGGACGCACCUGUCGCUGGACAUCUGGGCCGCCGUCCUCGUCUUCCUCUGGAUCAUCGUCAGCCUCCACCCGGACCGCCGCGCGCGCGCCAUCCAGGUGCUCUGCUGCGGUGCCCGCGAAGCCUGAAGCAAGCAAACGAAUGAUCGAGUUGUGUUCACGAGGAGAACUACUCUGGGCUUCUUCUCUUGUUUUUUUCCCAACUUGAUGGCUCGUGAACUGAUUAAUUGUUGCUUAUUCUGGUGAUUGGGAUAAUUUGCUGUCUUUUAUCAGCUAGUCAACCAAGAUGUAACAAAUCCUGUUGCAGAUUAACCAUGAGAUGGUUGCAAGGGUAUCUGGUGGUGAAACUGUCGUGUAAGCUGCAGAAGAUAGCCACAGCCAGAGCCUAUUAUGAGUUUAUGACCUUGCUUGAGCAGUUGAGCGCUAUAGCACGUAGUAUCUAGAUAGAAUGAUAGAUAGACAAUGGACAUUAGCGUAAGCUUUUCGGCACCACCUGCACUUUGAAAACUAUACUAGAUGUUUCCAUGUCAACGUGUAAAGAAAAGGAAAAAGGCAAUGGACAUUCGCUGGUAAAACGAUUCUGUUGAGUGUAAAAUGAUUAUCCUUGUUAUUCAAGUUGUAGCAGUUAUUUUUGGUAUA